Molecule: messenger RNA, 1274 nt
Organism: Helianthus annuus (common sunflower)
Lineage: Eukaryota; Viridiplantae; Streptophyta; Magnoliopsida; Asterales; Asteraceae
Product: caffeic acid 3-O-methyltransferase
Exons: 4
Coding region: 16-1119 (367 amino acids)
Biological process (GO): methylation
Molecular function (GO): protein dimerization activity; O-methyltransferase activity; S-adenosylmethionine-dependent methyltransferase activity
Source: RefSeq, a predicted model, not a curated record
UUACAACAUGAGGGGAUGGAGUGUGAUAAGUUGUUAACAAACAAAAACAUUGAUAAGAGUUGUGUGAAAAUGGGUUCUGAGGAUAACUUUACUUAUGCAAUGGAAUUGAUCCACGCCACAACAUUGUCCAUGGUGUUGGUUAAUACAGUCAAGCUCAAGGUACUAGAGACUAUAGCCAAGGAGGGACCGGAUGCCCGACUCUCUGGUCGGGAUAUUGCUUCUCGUUUAUCAAUCCCCAACCAAGAUGCCCCUGACAUGAUUGACCGGAUGCUUCGUUUGCUCGCAACCCACUCGAUUGUCACUUGCACCGAAGGGGUCCAUGAAUCUAAGCCUAUUCGAGUGUAUGGACUCACCCCCGUUAGUAAAUACUUCAUCCCGAACGAAGAGGGGAUAUCCUUAGGUCCCAUGGCGCAGUUGGUUCAAGAUAAAGUAUUUGUCGAUAGUUGGUUUGAACUUGAAGAUGCAGUACUUAAUGGAGGUGUUCCGUUUGACAAGGUUCAUGGAGCACAUUCAUUUGAAUAUCCAGCACUAGAUGCUAGGUUCAAUAAGGUUUUCAAUCAAGCUAUGUUGAAUCAUACCACUAUUUUAAUGAAGGAAAUUCUAGAGCAUUAUCGAGGUUUCGACAACCUUGAACGUGUGGUUGAUGUUGGAGGUGGUUUAGGACACACUCUUGCUAUGAUAAUAUCGAAACAUCCUAACAUUAAGGGUAUUAAUUUUGAUUUGCCACAUGUGACUCAACAUGCGCAGCUCUAUGAAGGGAUAGAUCAUGUUGGAGGAGACAUGUUUAAAGAGGUUCCUAAAGGUGACGCUAUUUUUAUGAAGUGGAUUUUACAUGAUUGGAGUGAUGACCAUUGCAUAAAGUUGCUAAAGAAUUGCUAUAAAGCUUUGCCAGAAAACGGAAAGGUUAUCAUCAUAGAGGCGAUUCUCCCUUUUCUACCGGACACAAGCUCUAGUGUCAAAGUCAAUACCCACAUGGAUGUCUUCAUGAUGACGGUAAACACAGGGGGAAAAGAGCGCACUGAGGAUGAGUUUCUUGCAUUAGCUAAAAGUGCUGGAUUCAAGGGGAUUAAAAAGGAAUGUUUUCUUUGCAACUUUUGGGUUAUGGAAUUUUACAAGUAGAUAUAUAUCUAGUUUAUAACUUUAUAUACUCUAUGUCUCAACAAUAGUUCUUAUUUCGUUGUUGUAUUAAGGGGACCUAAAAAUCCAUGAUUAUAUCCACUUAAAAGUUUUAAAAGAUGGUUAUGGCACAGUAAUGAUAAAGAAAUUAAUGAAAA